This is a messenger RNA of Spinacia oleracea (spinach), 1212 nucleotides long. RefSeq names its product peroxidase P7. Gene Ontology annotation, biological process: response to oxidative stress; hydrogen peroxide catabolic process. The transcript has 3 exons. The coding region runs from base 71 to 1042 and encodes 323 amino acids. The record is from RefSeq and is a predicted model, not a curated record. NCBI's taxonomy places the organism in Eukaryota, Viridiplantae, Streptophyta, Magnoliopsida, Caryophyllales, Amaranthaceae. Gene Ontology annotation, molecular function: heme binding; peroxidase activity.
ACAACUUCUUCAUCACACUUGAUCACCUUCAAUUCCUUUACUACCUAUACAAACAAGUUUCGAUCAUUCGAUGGCUUCGAACUUGGUGGUCGGUUUUUUGGCAAUCUUUUCUAUCAUUUUACUGUUAGCAGGUACCUCCGACGCAUGGCUAAGGAAGCCACACUUUUAUGCCUCUAGCUGCCCCAACGUUGAACAAAUUGUUUUUAAUACGAUGAAGCAAGCCGUUAGUAAGGAACCGCGUAUGGGUGCUUCCAUACUUCGUUUGUUCUUCCACGACUGCUUUGUAAAUGGUUGUGAUGGCUCAGUACUCUUGGAUGAUACACCAACUUCGCAAGGAGAAAAAAUGGCUUUUCCGAAUCGAAACAAUUCAAUAAGGGGUUUUGAGGUGAUUGAUGCAAUAAAGUCUAAUGUUGAAGCUGCUUGUUCUGGAACUGUAUCAUGUGCGGACAUCCUAGCUCUAGCAGCACGUGACGGAGUUCAAUUGCUGGGAGGCCCCACAUGGAAUGUAAAACUAGGUAGAAGAGAUGCAAGAACAGCAAACAUGACUUUAGCAAACCUAAAUCUACCACCAGGGAAUGCUCCCCUCUCGAAUCUGACGGAACUGUUUGCAAGACAAAAUCUAAACAUAAGGGAGAUGACCGCCCUCUCCGGAGGCCACACCAUCGGGUUUGCUCGGUGCACCAACUUCCGAGACCACAUCUACAACGACAGCAACAUCGACCCUAACUUUGCUGCCACACGCAAGGCUAGCUGCCCUAGACCUACCGGAACUGGAGACUUCAACUUGGCCCCUAUGGAUAUUCAAACUCCCAACACAUUUGACAAUGAUUAUUACAAAAACCUUGUUGCGAAACGAGGAUUACUACACUCCGAUCAAGAGCUUUACAACGGGGGUUCUCAGGACUCGUUGGUGAAGAUGUAUAGCACUAAUCAAGCUUUGUUCUUCCAAGAUUUCGCGGCUGCUAUGAUCAGAAUGGGUGACCUUAAACCUCUUACUGGUACUAAUGGGGAGAUUCGAAACAACUGUCGCGUUAUCAAUUAAUUUGUUUAUGUAGUUUCACAAUCACGUACCGACGUAAGUAUACUUUCAAACUUUGUACUACGUAAAUGCAUAACGCAAUGUUAAUUUUGUAACAAUAUGUGUUUUUAUUGGUUUUUACACUGAUAAUUGUAUUAUGUGCGGUAUGCCAUUCACACGUUUAACCAUCUUUA